AAAAAGCAGAGCGAAAGACGCACGUGUCUUUUUUCACACAUGAGAUUGAGAUGAGAGAGAGAGACUCUUUCUAGUUUCUAGUUUCUAGUUCAAUGUCAUCAUCUUCUUCUCCUUCUUAAAUCUUAAUUAAUUUCUCUCUCUCUCUCUCUCUCUCUGCCGCGAUCUCGCUCCAACGACGCCGUUUCGAUCUUCUUCUGCGUCGAUUCAAACAUGGAUGAGACUUCGGCUCUCAUCGAAGCCAUUCUCAGGGAGCAGGAGGAAGAAGAAGAAGCUUACAGAAGAAGGAACCACGCCACCACUACCAAAAACGAUAACAACGACUGGCAAACGGUGUCGUAUCACAAGCGCAACCGCAACACCAACAACAACAAGUCCCAGUCCAAGCACCCACUCGCCCACGCCAAUUCCGCCGCCGAUCCUUCCUCCGACGUCUUCAGCUCCCUCCACCGCCACUCCGAGGACCGCCGCCGCCGCCUCCUCGAGGCGCAGUACGCUGCGGAGGCGCCGGCCGCCGACGCCGCGCCGAGCAGAUCGAAGCGGCAUUCCGACGACGAAGACGACGGAGAUGCGGAGCUGGAGGCCGGCGCCGAUCAGGACGGCUCCUCCGGGGUGAAGAAGCCGAAGCAGAAGAAGCCGAAGAAGCCGAAGGUGACGGUGGCGGAAGCUGCUUCCAGAAUCGGCGCCGAUGAUCUCGCCGCGUUUCUCGCUGAAAUUACUGCUUCGUAUGAAUCGCAGCAGGAUAUUAUGCUGAUGAGAUUUGCUGAUUACUUCGGCCGCGCGUUCUCGUCGGUGAGUGGAGCUCAGUUUCCAUGGUUGAAGACGUUCAAAGAGUCCACCGUUGCGAAGAUUGUUGAUAUCCCUCUUGUGCAUAUAUCGGAGGAUAUUUACAAAAUAUCAGCGGAAUGGAUCGGUCACAGAUCAUAUGAUGCACUUGGUUCGUUUGUGCUAUGGUCGUUGGACAGCAUUCUUGCAGACCUUGCCAGUCACCAGGGAGUUGUUAAGGGAUCAAAGAAGGUGGUCCAGCAAUCAUCAUCGAAAUCUCAGGUUGCCAUAUUUGUGGUUUUAGCAAUGGUGCUUCGACGAAAACCUGAUGUCAUGAUUAAUUUAUUGCCAAUAAUGAAGGAGAGUCAAAAAUAUCAAGGACAGGAUAAACUCCCUCUCAUAGUUUGGGUGAUAACUCAGGCUUCUCAAGGGGAUCUAGUAAUGGGGUUGUACUUGUGGGUAUCUCUUCUCUUGCCCAUGCUGAGUGCGAAGUCUGGUUGCAAUCCACAGUCAAGAGACUUGAUAUUACAGUUGGUUGAGAGAAUUAUCGCAUUUCCUAAAGCUCGUUCUAUCUUGCUGAAUGGGGCUGUCAGAAAGGGUGAGCGUGUUGUACCCCCAUGGGCUCUUGAUUCUCUAUUGAGAGUUACUUUCCUUCUUCCUUCAGCCCGGAUCAAGGCCACUGAAAGAUUUGAAGCUGUUUAUCCAACAUUGAGAGAGGUUGCCCUUGCUGGGACACCUGAAAGUAAAGCAAUAAAGCAUCUUGCACAACAGAUACUAAGCUUUGCAAUUAAAGCUGCGGGAGAAGCCAAUCCUGACCUAUCAAAGGAGGCAAGCGACAUUUUUAUUUGGUGUUUGUCUCAGAACCCCGAAUGUUACAAACAAUGGGAUUUGCUUUAUAUGGAUAACCUUGUAGCAAGUGUUAAUGUUUUGAGAAAACUUUCUGGUGAAUGGAAGGAAUACCUUGUCAAACAUCCUAAUCUUGAUUCUUUGAGGGAAACUCUUAAGAGCUUCAGUCAAAAGAAUGAAAAGGAGUUGGCUAAGGUGGAUGAUGGUGCUCGCCAUGCAUUAUUGAAGGAUGCAGACAAGUACUGCAAAAUCAUUUUGGGGCGAUUGUCACAAGGCCAUGGAUGCAUGAAAAGCAUGGCAGUUUUUUCUGUUGUUCUUGCUGUUGGAGCCGUUUUCUUGUCCCAGAACAUGCAUUUAUGGGAUUAUAAUAAAUUGACAGAGAUGUUGAACCUCUCCUAGGUUGAGAGAGUUAUCCUGUGGCUCACUCGGUUCUUAUGCCCGGCGUGAAUGACUUCAGCCAAACUAAUAGUGAGGUGUGAUGAGGAAUAUUUAAUUUAUUCCAGUCUUCGACAUAGUGAAAUUAAACAAGAAAUAGGAGGAACAAAGCCAUGGAAGCUUGUGCUGGCCAUUUAUAUAGGUGUUGAUGUGUGUUCUCAAAUUUUAGGUCAAUUUGAAAAUUUCUUUCUUAAAUUUUUUUUAUAGUGGCUUGUUAUAUAUUGAUUUUCAGAUAAAGUGCCGAAGGGCUAUAGAGAAAUGCAAAUCAAGGAGAAAUCAAGAUGUGCUUGAAAGCAAAUUUUGAAGUAUUUAAAUUCUUAUUUGUUCUGAAUUUAGUUUGUUACAUAUAUUACUGUUA
Cajanus cajan (pigeon pea) is the source of this 2401-nucleotide messenger RNA. RefSeq lists its product as uncharacterized. Gene Ontology annotation, cellular component: endoplasmic reticulum; Golgi apparatus. The record is from RefSeq and is a predicted model, not a curated record. NCBI's taxonomy places the organism in Eukaryota, Viridiplantae, Streptophyta, Magnoliopsida, Fabales, Fabaceae.